Rotaria sp. Silwood1 is the source of this 738-nucleotide messenger RNA. The record is from the annotation of a GenBank genome assembly. Lineage: Eukaryota; Metazoa; Rotifera; Eurotatoria; Philodinida; Philodinidae.
AUGAAUACGAAUGCGAAUAAUACGACCGACAUUGCUUCCAGUGAUCCACCUUUAGAAUCACGUUCGGUAACCAAUCCAGCCAUACAAACAAGUCGACAAAGACGAAGAAAAAAAUGCCAUGGACAUAAACAACGAAGACGUUUUCGUCGAAGACGAUAUAAACGUGGUAUGACUAAAGAAGAGAAUGUAACUGCUUCGACAACAACUGUAGAACAGAAGGAAACAACGGCAACAUCGGCAUCAAUACCAAAAAAACAAGAUGUCAAUCAAAAUCAAGUCAAACAUGUUGUACCGAAUAACAAACGUAAACGAGAUAUCUCAUCUCAAGAUCUACAUCGUCAUCUGCUUCCAUCAUCAGCAUCCAAUCAAUUGAACAUUCGGCCACCAACAAUCAAGAAAAUGAAAAGAAUCAGUUUCAUUCAAUCCAUUCCAGUGAAUAGUAUUAGUAUGAAUAAGAAUUAUCCAAUGCCAGCUUAUUUAACUCAUUCACCACAUCUUAUUUUUCAAGCACUUCGUCAAGAAUUUAAUUGUUCAUUAAAUAAAAAAGAUGAACAAAUCUUUAUUCAUUUACGAUUACAAUUAUUCGAUCGUCAAUUUCGCCUUGAACUCGAUCAGCACUUAUGGCAAUCCUAUUUAGAUCUUUUUCAUCAAGACAAUUUAUGGCCAGUAAGUUUUAUGAAUGACAAUGUCUGUUAUUGUAAUAAUUUUUUUUCUUUAUUUCAAGCAUCAAUUGUAUGA